ACAGUAUUUUUGUAUCGUCGUUAGUUUACUUUUGAUUAUAACAUAUUUCGGCCCUGUAUAUAUCAAAAUAAAAUUAAGGUAAAUUCUUGAAAUAAUAUAACUCAAAUGAUCAAAAACAUGAUUUUAAGAGGUCCUCGGUUUCCAUGGUAACACCACGAUUGCUAUGUUACUGACGGCUAACAUAAUUAGCGUUAGCGUUGGUUAGCGUUGGUUUAAUACUAGAUAAUAACAAGAUGAAUAAAGAACAGAAUGACACAGAAGAUCCAGAAAUGAGUCCCGUGAUGGAUGUAGAGGUGUGUGAGAGUGACGAGACGUUUGUUCAGUCUCUAAACGAGUUUAUCGAGAAAGAGAAAAAGUACCUGCAGUGUCCAGAAGAGGGCACUGAUGAGCUGCGAUACAUCGUCUACCGCUCCGCGUUCAACAAGGUGAUUGGUCGAGCCUCGGCCUAUAGGAGGCUCCUGCUGGACAUAAAGUCAGAGUACGACGGCGUCAUCAGGGAGAUGAAGAGGAGGGAGGAGGAAGCUGCGGCGUCCCGCCUGCAGUCCCUGCUGGGUUAUGCGGCUCACAUCACUCACAGAACCAUGGUCCUCCAGAACCAGACAGCAGAACUUCAGCAGGAGGUCCAGAGGCUGAAGGCCUCCACCCAGAGCCAGCUGAUACCAGGUCUGACUGUGGCCCAGUCCGAAGACCCGGAGGUUCUGCUGGUCCAUCUGGACCACCUGAAGACGCAGAGAGACGGCCUGCUGGACCGGAAGAUCCUGUGUGGUCCUGUGGAGGUCCAGACCCAGCUGACCUUUGACCUGCAAGUGUACCAGCUCCACAGAGACCUCCUGAGGGCCCAGAACCAGCAGCUGAUGACCCGGUUCCGGCGCCUGAAGCUGCUGGGUCAACGUCUGACGGUCUGGGAGGAAUCGGGUCAGACGUUUCCACUGGAGGAGUUGCUGCGUUCUGUCAUCCAGAACCUCCAGGAGAUCGGAACCGACGUGCAGGACGAAGGUCCGACUUCACAUCCUGGAAAUGAACUGAUGGUUCUGGUGUCAGCAGGUUCUGGUUCUGAACGUGAUCCACCAGAACCGUUCAGAACCUUUGCUGUCCGUCCUGCAGGCGGUGAUGAAGAGCCGUUCUGCAUCCCAGCUGAGCUGCUGGAAGAAGAGGAACCGACCGGGCUGGACGAGUCCAAACUGCUGAGGAACCACCUGGAUAGGUUCCUGGACCUGUUCCGGUCCUCCCAGUACGAGGCGGCGGCCCUCCAUGCGGCCCGGUCUCCGGUCCUGAGGGACUCGGACACCAUGGAGAUGUUCCGAGGUGUUCGGGCCCCGCCGGGCUCCACCCCUCCACUGCUGCUGUUCUUCCGGGCGCUGCUGGUUACCGCCGCGACAGGCAGCCGGCUGUCGGCGGCGCUGUCGCUAAGGGGCGUGUCCUCGGCUCUGCAGCACGGAGACGUGCAGCUCAUCGCUAACGCCGUCACGCUCAACAAGCUGACCUUCUCUGAGGCUGUGGGCGACGCGCUCGCUGAGCAUGCUCAGAGGAACCAGGGCGUGGCCGACCUCUGCCUGGCUCUGGCCUCCACCGUCUACCAGGCCUGCAGCCUCCACCAGAAGAUCGCACUGAGCAUGUGCAGGAGAGGCCUGGUGCACGGCGCCGCCGAGGUCAUCAAGAGGAAGCAGCUCACCACAGAGGAGAGGGUUCUGUGUUCUGUGUGGGUUCUGUCCCACGCGCCCAGCCUGUCGCUCCUCCAGCUGCUGACCAACGCAGACGAAAACGGGGAGGCGGCCAUCUUGUCUGUGGGCGGGACCUUUGCCUCCAUGCUGGCGGACUUCAACCAGAACCGGCUGGCUCUGGAGCUUCUGGAAGGGUUCCUGAGGAGAGGUCCAGACGUGCUGGCGACGGCCAUCUUGGGGGACAGCAGCUGCUCGGUGGACGUCUGGGACCAGGUGGCGGCGCUGUGCGCUGAACUGGACCGGGCCGACCUGAGCCGGGCCAUCCGCUCCAUCCUGCACGGACCUCGAUCCUGGACAUCGGACCUGGAAGGGGAAUGGGUCAUGGAGCAUGUCUUCCUGUGAGACAGGAAGUGGAGGACGGAGACAGGAAGUGGAGGAUGGAAACAGGAAGCGGAGGACAGAGACAGGAAGUGGAUUAGCGCGUUAGCCGCUGGUUUUAACCUGCUGUCUCUGUUCUGCCUGAAUUUCCUCUCUGUGAUAAUAAAUGAUUGUUUUCUGCCGUUA
Xiphophorus couchianus (Monterrey platyfish) is the source of this 2225-nucleotide messenger RNA. Its product is annotated as clathrin heavy chain linker domain-containing protein 1. The record is from RefSeq and is a predicted model, not a curated record. The transcript is spliced from 10 exons. The coding region runs from base 234 to 2063 and encodes 609 amino acids. NCBI's taxonomy places the organism in Eukaryota, Metazoa, Chordata, Actinopteri, Cyprinodontiformes, Poeciliidae.